Messenger RNA from Odocoileus virginianus texanus, 8382 nucleotides. The record is from RefSeq and is a predicted model, not a curated record. NCBI's taxonomy places the organism in Eukaryota, Metazoa, Chordata, Mammalia, Artiodactyla, Cervidae.
UACAUUAGUACUAAAAAUGGGAUUUGCUAGUUCUACAUUUUCGUGUGAAUUUAUGCAGUGAAUAUUUAAUUUGAUUCUGGAUCUGGCAAAAGGAGAGGCUGUCUUCAAACAUAACAUAGUUUAUUUUUCUCAUAUGCUCUGCUGGCUGCUUUAAUUUUUUUCCUCUGCCGACUGAAAUGCAAAGUAGAAUACUACCCCAGAUUAAUAUUCUUGCUACACAAAGAUCUCCAGUGUUUGUUUUUGCUUCUUUUAAUAUGUAACUCUCCUAAGAGCGUUAUUGUAUUACAGCUAAGAGGCUUUAGCCAUGUAAAGUUGAAUGCUUUACACUUCUGAAUGCCAGCAUAACAAUUAAUCUGUGAUUAGAUUUUGCUUCUUAAGAUGCCUGCGCCGCAGAGUGCCUAUAAUAUUAAACUUCUAAAGGGUUCCACUCUUGAAAACUUACAAAAGCUCUCUUUGACACAGCACACCGACAUUGUGAGGCUAUUGUUUUCAUUGCUUUAUUGUUCAGCCAGCUUAACUGAAACCGUGAGUUUGCUUUUCCUCUUUAUGACCAAGAUAACGUGGAGAAAUGAACGGGGUGCGCAUAGUGUGUCCCAGUGCACGCUGUUCUCUGCUGUUCUAGCGGCAAUCCAAGCUGCUUACUGCCUAUCUUGAGAAUCUCUUGACUCUGAGCCCUCUGCCUCCACUAGUUAAAAAAAAAGAAGAAACUUGCAUCUUCUCCUCCAUUGAACUGUCUCCAUAGAGUGAUCUGCAGCAGCUAUCUGCUUUCUCUUUAUUCCUUAACUCCUUAAAGGCAUGCUGCAGUCCAUAGGGUCGCAGAGUCGGACACGAUUUAGCAACUGAACAUCAGAUCCUCUAUACCAUCAGACUAGAGUGGCUUGCUCUGCCUUUCUGCCAUGAGUCCACGAUGGACGCAGCCCUGGGGUGACCUCGCCCGGCCUAUUUUACACUCCCAGAGGCCUCUGCAGGAUUCAGUCUUAGAGAUCACCCUUUCCUACCUGAACCCUCUUAUCCCUUAUUUCCAGGACAUGGCAUCGUCUCCAGACCUUGACUUUCCCAUUUCAGCAGCAUUCAGUGAGCCUCAAUGUUUCAUCCUUGGAUCUUUUUUUUUUUUUGAACUUUUAAUAUUUUUUUUCUGAGUUCCUUCAUUCCAUUGAGUUUGCCUGUGUCUUAUUUGCAGCUGAUUAUCAAACUUCAGGUGUGUUCCCUGUCCUGAAUCACAGACCAGGUUUUCAGCUACUCACACGUGGGUUUGGAUGCUCAGCAUCACUUCUAGCCCACCAAGGCCUCCUGGCUUCCCUUUGCCUGAUACUGGUAUCUGUGGUCUUCUCAUGAACUCAGGGUCAGUCACCCUUUUUGCUCUCUUUCUCUCUUUUAAAAAAUAAUAUGUAAUUUUUAUUGCUUUUUAAUAUCAAACAGUAAUAACCUUUGGGAUAAAGGAGAAAGUGGGAAGGAGAGAACAUUUUUCCUUUUUAUUUUGUACUUUUCUGUACAGUUUAUACUUUCUACUUUGCUUUUUUUUGCUUGGAAGUUACCAACAAAAUGACCUAUGGUCUGGUAUUAUAUACUAAAUGUUUGUGUCUUUUUUAUAUCUUUGUAUUACUACAUACUAACAUGUUGCUAAACAGACACACAAGUAAAUAUUUCUUGAUUGUGAGUUCUGAAACAGUGGAUGGAGUAGCUGAUCUCUAAGCACCAGUAGUCGGAUCGUGCCUUGAACCUUCACUCAGCUCUGGAGGCUGGGAAGAGCCCUUCCUCUUGGCUUCUCUGUGGUCCUGUUCCUCCUCAUGCUGUGAUCCCUCCGUCUGCCCCACUGGGAUGCAGUAUCCUAGUCCCAGGUGCAGCUCGCAUGCGGCGUGCCACGGUCAAGUCAGGCGACAGAUGGGCAGCGUGACGAGAGCGUCAGAAAGGAUCGGGCCUCGCCGGGGGCGUCAGCCUGGAGUCGGCGUGUUGACGAGUCGCUGAAGAGGAAGCCGGCGGGGGGACCGCGGCCACAGAGGAGGAGAGCCUUGACUUGGGUCACACCCUUCAUGGAGGACAGAUGGACGGCCGGAUGGCCAAUCACCUCUCCUCCUAAGCCUUUGGAGAUUGACGCUUUGGCCCCUGCUGGAGGUGUGUCAGGAGCCUUCGCGCCCACUCUGAAUUCACUCCCCGUAGAAACGUCAGGGUAGACUGCAGUGCGCAGCCGGCCUCAGCCGUCGCAUGGUCCCGGGUCUGCAGCCAUGAGCGCGGAGGGAUACCAGUACCGGGCUCUGUACGACUAUAAAAAGGAGCGGGACGAAGACAUUGACUUGCACUUGGGGGACAUACUGACUGUGAACAAGGGGUCCUUAGUCGCUCUUGGAUUCAGUGAUGGCCAGGAGGCCAAGCCUGAAGAAAUUGGCUGGUUAAGUGGCUAUAACGAGACGACAGGGGAGAGGGGAGACUUUCCGGGAACUUACGUAGAAUAUAUUGGAAGGAAAAAGAUCUCGCCUCCCACACCAAAGCCCCGGCCACCUCGACCCCUUCCUGUUGCCCCAGGUCCUUCAAAAACUGAAGCAGACAGUGAGCAACAAGCUUCCACUCUCCCGGACCUUGCCGAGCAGUUCGCACCCCCUGACGUCGCUCCACCGCUUCUUAUCAAGCUCGUGGAAGCCAUUGAAAAGAAAGGUCUGGAAUGUUCAACUCUAUACAGAACACAGAGCUCCAGCAGCCCGGCUGAGUUACGACAGCUUCUCGACUGUGAUGCCGCCUCCUUGGACUUGGAGAUGUUCGAUGUGCAUGUUUUAGCUGAUGCCUUCAAACGCUAUCUCCUGGACUUACCGAAUCCUGUCAUUCCAGUAGCCGUUUUCAGUGAACUGAUUUCUUUAGCCUCAGAAGUGCAGAGUUCUGAAGAAUACAUCCAGCUGUUGAAGAAGCUCAUUAGGUCACCCAGCAUACCUCAUCAGUACUGGCUCACACUGCAGUAUUUGCUAAAACAUUUCUUCAAGCUCUCUCAAACGUCCAGCAAAAAUCUUUUGAAUGCAAGAGUACUUUCUGAACUCUUCAGCCCUCUGCUUUUCAGAUUCCCAGCAGCAAGUUCUGAGAAUACUGAACACCUCAUAAAAAUUAUAGAAAUCUUAAUCUCCACCGAAUGGAAUGAACGCCAGCCUGCACCAGCACUGCCUCCCAAACCACCAAAACCCACUACUGUAGCCAACAACGGUAUGAAUAACAAUAUGUCUUUACAAGAUGCUGAAUGGUACUGGGGAGAUAUCUCGAGGGAAGAAGUGAAUGAAAAACUUCGAGAUACAGCUGACGGGACCUUUUUGGUACGAGACGCAUCUACUAAAAUGCACGGGGAUUACACUCUUACACUAAGGAAAGGAGGAAAUAACAAAUUAAUCAAAAUAUUUCACCGAGAUGGGAAAUAUGGCUUCUCUGACCCAUUAACCUUCAACUCUGUGGUUGAACUAAUAAACCACUACCGGAAUGAAUCUCUAGCUCAGUAUAAUCCCAAACUGGAUGUGAAAUUACUUUAUCCAGUAUCCAAAUACCAACAGGAUCAAGUUGUCAAAGAAGAUAAUAUUGAAGCUGUAGGGAAAAAAUUACAUGAAUAUAACACUCAGUUUCAAGAAAAAAGUCGGGAAUAUGAUAGAUUAUAUGAAGACUAUACCCGAACUUCCCAGGAAAUCCAAAUGAAAAGAACAGCUAUUGAAGCAUUUAAUGAAACCAUAAAAAUAUUUGAAGAACAGUGCCAAACCCAGGAGCGGUACAGCAAAGAAUACAUAGAAAAGUUUAAACGUGAAGGCAAUGAGACAGAAAUCCAAAGGAUUAUGCAUAAUUAUGAAAAGUUAAAGUCUCGAAUCAGUGAAAUUGUCGACAGCAGGAGGAGAUUGGAAGAGGACUUGAAGAAGCAGGCGGCUGAGUAUCGUGAGAUUGACAAGCGCAUGAACAGCAUUAAGCCAGACCUCAUUCAGCUAAGAAAGACAAGAGACCAAUACUUGAUGUGGUUGACUCAGAAAGGUGUUCGGCAGAAGAAGUUGAACGAGUGGCUGGGCAAUGAAAACACGGAAGACCAAUAUUCGCUGGUAGAAGAUGAUGAGGAUUUGCCCCACCAUGACGAGAAGACUUGGAAUGUUGGAAGCAGCAACCGAAACAAAGCUGAAAACCUGCUGCGGGGGAAGCGGGACGGCACUUUCCUCGUCCGGGAAAGCAGCAAGCAGGGCUGCUACGCCUGCUCGGUGGUGGUGGACGGCGAGGUCAAGCACUGCGUCAUCAACAAGACGGCCACGGGCUACGGCUUCGCCGAGCCCUACAACCUGUACGGCUCCCUCAAGGAGCUGGUCCUGCACUACCAGCACACGUCCCUCGUGCAACACAACGACUCCCUCAACGUCACCCUGGCCUACCCGGUGUACGCGCAGCAGAGGCGGUGAAGGGCCGCCCGGCCUGCUCCUCGCCUUCGGCUCCCCAGGCCUCUGGCAAGCACAGGGCUCCCCUGGGAACUGAGCUGCGGACACCCAGCCGCCCGUCUGCGGAUGGGACUCGAGCCUUCGGCCCCACGGCAGGAGGGGAAGACGCCCCGCAGGGCCGCGCGCCGGACAGCCGCCGUUCUCGUCUGGAGUGCUUCGUCAGCCUUCCUUUCUUCCCUCUUUCUGUUUCGGUUUUGGUUUUUUUUUUUUUUUUUUUUUUUUUUUUGGUUUAAUUUAAAGCCACAACCACACACAAAGAGAAAAAGAAAUGCAAAAAUCUCUGCGUGCAGGGACAAAGAGGCCUUUAACCAUGGUGCUUGUUCGUGCUUUCAGAAGCUUUACCAGCUCAAGAGUUGGGACCUUGGAGACCGGAGCAGGGACGGGCUGAAGAGCCCUAGCCUGGGGUCGCUCGGUCCAGCCUGGGUGUUGCCAUGCACGGUGGCCCCAGACACACUGCACUGUGGAUUAUUUCAUUUUCUAACGAAAUGAACCGAUAUGUAGCAGAAAGGCACUUCCGCUCGCAGGGAACACUUGAGGGAACGUCCGCUCCGUGCGUUCAGAGGAAAUUCUGUUGUAGCAGAGUGCCAGAAAGUGUUUUGUUGACAUUCUCAAACCAAGAAGACCCACCAACAGAGAAAUGGAGCUUCGAAAACAGGACUUCAAAAUGACAUUUAGUAUAUAAAAUAUGUACAUACUAUUGGAUGACUAACUAUCAAAUAGAUGGAUUUGUAUCAAUACCAAAUAGCUUCUGUUUUGUUGUGCUGAAGGCUAAAUUCACAGUGCUAUGCAAUUCUUAAUUUUCAAUGUUAUUAUCUGUUUUAAAUAUACCUUCAGAAUAAGCUUCCUCUGCCCCAGUUUUUGUUGCUUGAAAAUACUGUCCCUGAUUUUUUUUUUUUUUUGUUAAUAUUCAUUUUGUUACUCAUUUCCUUUUUUUUUUUUUUAAGAAAUGUACAGGAUGCCAGUUUAAAAAAAAUGGCUUCAGAAUUAAAACUAUGAAAUAUUUUACAGUCUUUCUUGUACAGAGUACUUGGCUGUUAGCCCAAGGUUAAAAAGUUCAUAACAGAUUUUUUUUUUUUUGGACUAAAUGUUUUGUUGGGCAGUGCCUGAUAAGCUUCAAAGCUGCUUUAUUCAAUAAAAAAAAAAAAAGAUAUAUGAAUAUGACAAAGUAUCGCUGAGUUCAACAAUGUUGUUUCAAGACUUAAGAUACGGUACCUGGCAAUGUUUGUUUCGUAAAGAAUUGUGAACUUCUUGAAUCUAGGGAAGGGGAUGUAGCAAAGGGUUGUACAAGCGGGGUGGGGGCGGGUUGACGAGAUGGCAUGCACUUUCUCUUUCUUGUGAUUAUGGAGAAGUGGAUCACUGCAAAGUGAAGUCUCUUCCCACUUUGAUCUGCUACUUGCUAUGCCCUCAUGACAAUUACAAACCUACUGGAACGCUAGUUCUUAGGAAGGCAGGCAGGGUCUUCAAGCAGUGCUCAUCCUUGUUGGAAACACUGAUUUCAAAGUAUCAUUGCUGCAUUUAGAAAACCUGUCUCUCUUUAACAUCAGACAACCCAUUAACAACCAGACAACAUCCAUUUUUUAAAAAAAGCAUGACCUGAAAAAGAUAUUUUUAUCCGGAUAUCUGCUAUUUUCCUAGCUUUCCAUUCAACUUAGAUCAGAAAGCCUCACAUGGUCAUCAUCGUUCCUGCCCCGAUUGUGGGGAGCUUGUUGAAGUCAUGGCCAUUGUGGGAAUCGUAGUAACAGUCCUCAUUCACCCAAAUAAUUGUAUGUGUUAUACUUCAUUGUGGGGAAGAGGGAGGAAUUGCUAGAGUAUUCUUCCCAACUUAAGGCAAGAGCAAGAGGCCUCUAUCCCCCACUUAUGUAUGUAAAAGCCUUUCAGUUUAGUGGGAACUGUGCCUACACUGGAAGGAAUGAAGGGGAGAUUAAAAUGGAAUCUUACAACUUCAGUUCUUCUUGCUCAAUAUUAGAUUCUCCACAGCUUUGUUUCUCUUUCCUUCCAACUACUGGGGUAAGGGGCUUUGUUUUGUUUUUAUGUUCCUUUGAAAGGAUCAGUCCAGCAGCUGACUUAACUGUAGAAUGUUGUUUUUUUUUUUUUCUUUUUUACAUGAAGCUACUCAUAUCAAGAGCAAUAGUCAGUCUUACAGCCAGACUGUCAAUCCUCAAACUUGACUGUACUGACCUGACCAUCUCCCUUUCAUCUCCAGACAAUUGAUGAUUCCCCUAGUUGAUUCUGUGAGUGUCUGCUUUACAACUAACCUUCCAUGUCAUACAGAAGCCCAACCAUUAGUUAACAGUAGUUUUAUCAACUAGGUUUAUUGUUUUUUUGAUAGCACAUCCAUGUAUAUUAUUAAGUAACUUUCAUUUAAUUUCUAAAAUAUCUGAGAUGGAGUAUUUUGUGAAAAAGCUACCAUUCUGUUCACAUUUUUGCUUCAACACUUUGCAAGAUGGCAUGGUAUUAGGCACUUGCCCCAUAUCUACAUCUCAUGAGCAUAAAUGCAGUAGAUUUUUCUUUGAACAGCAAAGGCAGAAUUCAUGAUUUCCUAUCACAGUGAGUCACACCUUACCUAGGAUGCUAUGCCUCUGCCUGACGCCUUAUUGAUCGUGUAUAGCACGCCAUCACAUCUGUCUUUGUAGAUGUUUGACCAGCAGGGAUCUUUGAGUCCAACCAUUCAUCUUACAACACUGAGUGGCUUAUGAGUAUAAAUGGAUACAGCAGAGGCAUUCCUGAUACAUGCUUGCAUCCAUGUGUUGAUGUUCCCCACCCAGUGUAGCAUCCUGAAGGUAAAGGACAGAAGCUGAGCUGCAGAGAGGCUGUGAUGGGGCUGUAGAAGGGGGAGCACUGCGACCUGACAUUGCACACGAGGGAAAAUUCACCACGUGGAAAAGGCAAAAAAAAACUUGUUUUUGUAACACCUGACAACUUCAUGGCCCUUGAUAAAUGUAUAUAUGUAUAUGUGCAUGGACUGUUUCCAGUACACCUUUCGGCCAAAACAGAUCCACAGUCGUUAAGUACAUAAAGAGACAAUGUCUAGUACAAUUCUUGUAUUUGUGUAUGGGGUUUUUUUCUUUGAAGUUGUUUUGUCUUACAAAGGUGAAAAUUGUUUGCAAGUGGAGUGAGAAGUUCAUAAUUCUUUGGCUUUUUUCUGUUGUUUAAGAGUUACUCCUUUUGGGGAGCUGGUCUACGUGACUCACUGAACUUGGAAAUCCUUGUUUUCAGCGUGUCAAGUCAAAUGUGUUUAUGUGAGCUGUCCCUGUGGGGAACCAAUUGCUUUGUCAUAUAGCUGGUUAUGAACUAGUAACGUGUUUGGGAAGUCCUACUGAUGUUCCUUGUUGGGAGAAAAAUUCUGCUGGUUCUAACAACUGUGCUUCUGCUAUGCAUGGUAUCCAAGUCAGUUGGAAAGCAGACCCUGAAAUUUGAGUUUAGGGUCAUUUAAGAAAGGGGCAGUUUAUAGCACAAUGCCUCACAUGAGACAAAGUUCUGAAAUGCCAAAUUCUUAUUUUUUAGAAAUCUAGUUAAAUCACUAGUAUAAAUGACUAGUAUGAACAGAAUUGGGUUCAUUGGAAACACUAACCAACUUAACAUUGAGCUUGUCUCCAUGAGAGAGCAUUAGCUGCCCAGGAUGCUGCUAUUUAAAAAAAAAAAAAAAGGCAAAAUAAAAAUAACUCAUUUAUACGUGUGUAUUUUUUAAAGCUACGAUCUGUUCAAUGUUUUUACAAAUCUGUUUCUAUGACAUUGUUAAAAUAACGUUGGUCUUUUGACGAGAGGGAGGAUGUCAUGGUCAGUUGUAAUUUUGCCUUUACAAGGCACCUGGGGUGGGGGGCGGGGGGACUGUGCCUCCUUGACAUUUGUUCAAGCUAUAGGUUCAAUGGAGCUAUGUCUUGUUGUUUUAAGUUGCUUUAAUGCAUUGUAUUAGGUCUUCAAACAGAAUAAAGGUUGUUUUGAAACUGAA